CUGAGGGGAGCCGGGGCCGCGCACGGGGACGCGCCGGGCCCGGCCGAGCAGCGGAGCCCGCAGCCCCCGGCGGCUGCGCCCAGCUCCAUGAAUGGAAAUCGGCAGCGCAGGACCCGUCGGGGCCCAGCCCCUCCUCAUGGUGCCCAGACGUCCCGGCUAUGGCACCAUGGGCAAACCCAUUAAACUGCUGGCCAACUGCUUCCAAGUUGAAAUCCCAAAGAUUGAUGUCUACCUCUAUGAGGUGGAUAUCAAACCAGAUAAGUGUCCUCGGAGGGUGAACAGGGAGGUGGUGGACUCAAUGGUGCAGCAUUUUAAAGUGACAAUAUUUGGGGACCGUAGACCAGUUUAUGAUGGGAAAAGAAGCCUCUAUACAGCCAAUCCACUGCCUGUGGCCACUACUGGGGUGGAUUUGGAUGUGACAUUGCCAGGAGAAGGUGGAAAAGAUCGUCCCUUCAAAGUGUCAAUAAAGUUUGUUUCUCGGGUGAGCUGGCACUUGCUGCAUGAAGUUUUGACAGGAAGAACCUUGCCUGAGCCUCUGGAACUAGACAAACCUAUCAGCACUAACCCUGUUCAUGCUGUCGAUGUGGUGCUACGACACCUACCCUCCAUGAAGUAUACCCCUGUGGGCCGCUCCUUCUUCUCAGCUCCUGAAGGCUAUGAUCACCCCUUGGGUGGGGGUAGGGAGGUCUGGUUUGGAUUCCAUCAGUCUGUUCGGCCUGCCAUGUGGAAGAUGAUGCUCAAUAUUGAUGUUUCUGCCACUGCCUUCUACAAAGCACAACCUGUAAUUCAGUUUAUGUGUGAAGUUCUUGACAUUCAUAAUAUUGAUGAACAGCCAAGACCUCUGACUGAUUCUCAUCGGGUAAAAUUCACCAAAGAGAUAAAGGGUCUCAAGGUAGAAGUGACUCACUGUGGAACGAUGAGAAGGAAAUACCGUGUUUGUAAUGUAACGAGAAGGCCUGCAAGUCACCAAACCUUUCCUUUACAGUUAGAAAAUGGCCAGACAGUGGAGAGAACAGUAGCACAGUAUUUCAGAGAGAAAUACAACCUCCAGCUGAAAUACCCUCAUCUUCCCUGCCUACAAGUGGGACAAGAACAGAAACACACCUACCUGCCUUUAGAAGUAUGUAAUAUUGUAGCGGGCCAGCGGUGUAUCAAGAAACUGACAGACAAUCAAACAUCGACUAUGAUAAAGGCCACAGCAAGAUCUGCUCCAGAUAGGCAGGAGGAAAUAAGCAGACUGGUGAGAAGUGCAAAUUACGAUGCAGAUCCAUUUGUUCAAGAGUUCCAGUUCAAAGUCCGGGAUGAGAUGGCCCACGUGACGGGGCGCGUGCUCCCAGCUCCCAUGCUGCAGUAUGGAGGACGGAAUCGAACAGUGGCAACCCCAAGCCAUGGAGUAUGGGACAUGAGAGGGAAGCAGUUUCACACUGGUGUUGAGAUCAAAAUGUGGGCCAUAGCUUGCUUUGCAACACAGAGACAAUGCAGAGAAGAAAUAUUGAAGGGUUUCACAGACCAGCUGCGCAAGAUCUCCAAGGAUGCAGGGAUGCCCAUCCAAGGCCAGCCCUGCUUCUGCAAAUACGCCCAGGGUGCCGACAGUGUGGAGCCCAUGUUUCGACACCUCAAGAACACUUAUUCAGGGCUGCAGCUCAUCAUUGUCAUCCUGCCAGGGAAAACACCAGUGUAUGCGGAGGUGAAACGUGUGGGAGAUACACUCUUGGGAAUGGCCACACAGUGCGUUCAAGUCAAGAACGUCAUUAAAACAUCUCCACAGACCCUAUCAAAUCUGUGCCUGAAGAUUAAUGUUAAACUGGGAGGAAUCAACAACAUCCUUGUACCUCAUCAACGACCUUCUGUGUUCCAGCAGCCAGUGAUCUUUUUGGGAGCCGAUGUCACUCACCCUCCUGCUGGAGAUGGGAAGAAGCCUUCUAUAGCUGCUGUUGUAGGUAGUAUGGAUGCUCAUCCAAGCCGGUACUGUGCCACAGUGAGAGUUCAGCGACCCCGGCAGGAGAUCAUCCAAGACCUAGCCUCCAUGGUGAGAGAGCUCCUCAUCCAGUUCUACAAGUCAACACGGUUCAAGCCCACACGUAUCAUCUUCUAUAGGGACGGGGUCUCUGAAGGACAGUUUCGACAGGUUUUGUAUUAUGAACUGCUAGCCAUUAGAGAAGCCUGCAUCAGUUUGGAGAAGGAUUACCAGCCUGGAAUAACCUAUAUUGUGGUGCAGAAGCGACAUCAUACACGAUUGUUCUGUGCUGACAGAACAGAAAGGGUUGGACGAAGUGGCAAUAUUCCAGCUGGAACAACUGUAGACACAGACAUUACACAUCCAUAUGAGUUUGAUUUUUACCUCUGUAGCCAUGCUGGAAUACAGGGUACCAGCCGUCCGUCACACUAUCAUGUUUUGUGGGAUGAUAACUGUUUUACUGCAGAUGAACUCCAGCUGCUGACUUACCAGCUCUGCCACACAUAUGUGCGCUGUACACGAUCAGUUUCUAUACCUGCACCAGCGUAUUAUGCUCACCUGGUAGCAUUCAGAGCACGAUACCAUCUCGUGGACAAAGAACAUGACAGUGCUGAAGGAAGCCAUGUUUCAGGACAAAGCAAUGGGAGAGACCCGCAGGCCCUCGCGAAGGCUGUACAAAUUCACCAAGACACCUUACGCACGAUGUACUUCGCUUAAAUCAAUAGACGGGGAGCAUACUCACUGAAAGGAAGAACUGAACAAUUAAGCCACAUACAAUGUAUGUUUCCAGUGGGGUUGGUUUAGGGGGUGUGCCUCCGAUUGUGCUGAAGUUGAUGCUGUGCAGGGGUGAGAGGCUAAACCCUUAAAUUGACGCAAGGAAGAUUGUUUACUUCAUUGAGGAACACAGCACUAUUAUGCAAUAUGAAACCAGCCAACUGCUUUUUUGGUGCGGGCUCCUGUAGGCAGCACCACCAUCAUGUUUUAGUUUCGUUUCUUUUUUGACUCUCUCGUAGUUUAACCCUCUUUAAAAUGCCUUUACCUCAAGUUGCUCGGCAGCACAACUGCAAAAAACCAACAAAGAAUCAGGAGAAAAUUGAUGGUGUAGUUUAAAAAAGCAUCUCUCGAGGAACAAUCCCAAGGAUUGUUUGGGAAGUGUGCAAAAAAACCCCCUGAAACAACGAGUUUUACACCCCCACUGCAUGGAGGAAUCUUUCAAUAUUGCCAUUAAGCAUUCGAAUGUCAACAUAUCCAAGUACAUUUGAAUGUACAUCACUAAUUAGAAACAGCUGAUUGGGGGGAAGAUGUUUUGCACACUAACCCAGCAAUUCAAACCUAGUUUAGCCAACUGCUGCCUCUGUGUCUUUCUUCACAGCUUUGGAGUUCUGGGCUCCAAUAGUUCCCUUUCUAAAAGCAAACAAAGAAGCUAGUGGUAUUAUGUGCAGGCAGUAGUGAUCCAAACUCGUCUUGCUCCCUGGUGAAUUUACUAAAGCUGCUGUUUUACCUAGUCCAAAAGUUUCAAUUCUUUUCUAUCUGGCAAGUCAAAUAUGGUGAAGCUUCACGUGCGAUCCAGUGUCCCACGUUUCCUGGGAUGACAUCUACUAAACACCAGAACUGAAACUUUAGAGCUGAGGUCUUUCUGGGAAAACCAAGAAAUGCUAGUUUACUUGCUGCCUCUCACACCUUAAUGUGAUUUCAUAUGUAUGUGUUUUUGAAGUUUAGCUUCCUUUUGUUUCUUUUAUAUUUAUUAGAGUAAUAAUAAUGCUUUAAUUUAAUGAUGACAGAACAUAUGGUCAACAUCAACUUUUAUUUUUUAGAAAUGUAACCAUGUUUAUUUUUAAAAGAAACUGACAACUUGUUUUGCUAUCUUUUAGUGCAAUAAGCGUUCUAAAGGAAAACCGUGUCCAUUGAGCUGUGCUGAAGCAGUGUUUGUACCACUAACUGUGGAAGAAUGGACACCUCCAUGCUUUUAAAAGGACAAAGUAAAAGCCUUAAUUUUGAAAGGAAAGUUUUAUAGUCAGAAGGAAUCUUGAAUUUUCCUUUUUUAAAUCAAAAACAAUAGCAAAAAUGCUUUUAGACCUCUGCAAGCUUUACUCGUCACUGCAGGAUUUUGAUUUAACAAAGGAAUUGGCCUUAUUUUUGGCUUUGAAAGUGGAGGGUAUUUGAAUUAAAUGGAAAGAGUUUUUUAUUAAGCUCUAAGUUUUUACAUGCGUAGUUAAAUCUAUUUGACAUCACUAAAAUGUCUGGAAUUA
Melopsittacus undulatus (budgerigar) is the source of this 4206-nucleotide messenger RNA. It is a transcript of the gene AGO3, whose product is annotated as argonaute RISC catalytic component 3. The record is from RefSeq and is a predicted model, not a curated record. The transcript is spliced from 19 exons. NCBI's taxonomy places the organism in Eukaryota, Metazoa, Chordata, Aves, Psittaciformes, Psittaculidae. Gene Ontology annotation, biological process: regulatory ncRNA-mediated post-transcriptional gene silencing; regulation of stem cell proliferation. Gene Ontology annotation, molecular function: RNA endonuclease activity; single-stranded RNA binding; protein binding. The coding region runs from base 92 to 2674 and encodes 860 amino acids.